Molecule: messenger RNA, 6398 nt
Organism: Cyprinus carpio (common carp)
Lineage: Eukaryota; Metazoa; Chordata; Actinopteri; Cypriniformes; Cyprinidae
Product: SH3 and multiple ankyrin repeat domains protein 1-like
Source: RefSeq, a predicted model, not a curated record
ACACACUCAAACACACAUAUGCAUGGACGUCCUGCAUUAUAGAUGUGAGACAUUUAUGUUUUCCUCUGUGGGAUUUCACUGGUUUCCAAGCACAACAGAUGACUUCUUCUCACAAAGCCACAGAAGAUCCGGAUGAAACCCAAGCAUCAGAUGCAAGCCAGUUUGAUCUGCUCUUAGCAUCCGAGAGGCCGCGUGUGUGUGUAUGUGUGUGGAGAGCGAGGCUGGAGGGAGGAGUGUUUGAGUGCAUGACAGCAGGAGAGAUCAGAAGAGAGAUUGUUCCAGUGCUGGAGGUGAUCCUGCGUGGACGCAACGUCUGGAUGUGCGAGGAAAACACGCUUAUUCUCGUUUUUGUGAGUGUUUGCUUUGGUUGAGCCUCUCUGGACCCUGUUCUGCCCUGCUGACCACGUCUCUGGAGCGAAGCGGCUCUUCUGUGCUGGAAUGAGGAAGCCCAGGCUGGACAAUCGGUCUGUUUAACAUUAAGCUGUAUGCCGAUAAGCAGCAUGACUCAGUGCCAUGAUAUCAACACUGCUUGCUGACACAGUGCAGCAAAGGAUGCUGGGAAACACCAAGCGUUUUUUUGGCAGCGGCGAAGACAAAGAGGGCGAGGAUGGGGAAGAUGAGGAGGAGCGAUUGACGAGAUUGAAACAAAAUGGGAUGAUCGAUAUGGGAGACAAGGAACACCAGAACCGGGCCGGAUCCAAACCGGCAGCCGUUGUGAUUGGAUGGCAGAGAGGAGAGAGGCAGCCCAGGGCUGUUAACUCCGCCCAAAGAGGAAUCCCGCAUUUACCCAGUCAGCCGACUCUUUAUCAUCAGACAACCAAUCAGCCGCUGUAUCACCCGGUCUUGACCAAUCAGCAGGCCCGGCGGCGUCUGAUGGAGCGCAGCAUGACCACAGUGACCCCUGUAGAAGACUCACAAUUCGCCGUGCUUGUGUUCCGCAUCGGCAUCCCUGACAUCAAACAAACGAAGUGUUUGCGGUUUGAUCCGGAUUCAAGUGUUUGGAACGCAAAGCAGCAGAUUAUUUGUUCUCCCAGCGAGUCGUUGUGGGAUGUUUACAAUUACGACUCUCCGCCCACGGACCUCUUCCAGCCAGCUGGAGACGGACGAGAUGCCAAGUUCCUGGAGGAGGAGCGCUUACUUCGAGAGUUCGCCCAGUCCCUUGGAGAAGGGAGUUUCCCUACCUGGAGUUCAGAUAUUAAGACGCGGGGUCUACAAACAGACAACCUGGAUGAGAAACAACUAGCGAAGCCUGCCAAUCUGAAGAAGUUUCUGGAUUAUGUUUAUGCCGGAGCAGUGGAGAAGCUGAGUAAAGCUCUGGAGAAAGGACUGGACCCCAACUACCACGACACUGAGAGCGGAGCUGUCGUGUCAGCGUGUGUUUCCUUCUGGUUUCUCAGAGACUCCUCGGACUCUGGCGGUUUGCAGGUCAAUCUGAGCGUGGAAGGGAUUCGAGUUCUGGUGCUGACAGGGGCUCAUGCGCUGCUGUCUUUGGGAGCUUCUCCAGAUUAUCCAGACCGCUGUGGACUGACGCCGCUGUACCACUCGGUGCUGACGGGGGGCGAAACGUCCUGCUGUGAAACUACGUCUGCUGUACUACAGACGCACAGCUGGGCGUCUAGACGAGACACGGCUGGGACGAGUCACACCAGUAUGAUUGCUAAGCGUGCUGGGCUAACAAACAUGGCUGAAUAUCUGCAGUCUUGCCCAUACCUCCGACAAGAGAGCUGCGCCGGGUCCGUACUGUUACCGCUGAGGAGCCAGGAAGGAGAUAAAGAACAAAACAGCGGCCCUAACACCCCGUUCCAGGUUGCGGUGAAGGUCUGGACAUUUUUGGAACUCGGAGAACUCAUCAAAAAAUACAAGGCUGCCGAUGUUGAGGAGGACAGAGGAAACGUCUCUACAGCGCUGGUUCCGGGGUCGCGGUUUGUGGCGACACUGCUCUCACUCUGCCUCACGGUGAGCGAGAGGUCAGCCCUCAGCAAAGGGGACAAGGUCAAAGGUGAAGGGGGAUUCUGGGAAGGAACAGUGAAGGGCAGAACAGGCUGGUUUCCUGCUGAAUGUGUAGAAGAGGUACUGCCCCAAACCCAGGAGCAGCAUACAGCUAGAGGCUGUGUGUUGGAACAUGGAAGCUCAUUUCUGAUUGGUCCAAGUGACUACAUCAUAAAAGAGAAAACUGUACUUCUGCAGAAAAAAGACAAUGAAGGCUUCGGUUUUGUACUCCGAGGGGCCAAAGCCCAGACUCCUGUGGAGGAGUUCAGCCCGACUCCAGCCUUCCCUGCUCUGCAGUACCUCGAGUCUGUCGACGAGGGGGGCGUCGCGUGGAGAGAAGAUGACGUGGAUCUUGUGCUGCCUGUGUAUGCCAUCUUGACUGUGGUGAAUGGAAUCAAUGUAGUGAAGGUGGGUCACAGGCAGGUGGUGAACAUGAUUCGCCAGGGCGGGAACAGUCUGAUGGUGAAGGUCGUCAUGGUAGCACGAAAUCCUGAGAUGGAGGAAAUGCCUAAGAAGAAAGUUCCCCAGCAGAGCAAACGACUGACCCCUCCGGCUAUAGCUCUGCGCUCCAAAUCCAUGACUUCAGAACUGGAGGAGAUGGUGGAAAAAGCUGCCUCACCAUGGAAAAAGAAACCAGAUCACACAGAGAGCUCUCAAGCGCCAGAAAAGAAGAAGAGUGUCUAUCAAAUGGCCCUUAACAAGUUGGACGAGAUUCUAGCCGCUGCUCAGCAGACAAUUAGCACAUCAGACUCUCAGGGUCACAGAGGUCACGGGGGUCAAGAAGGAACGAAAAACAAGGGCUUUAACGCUAAUGAGCAAACUCUUGAACAAUCAGGUGUUGGCGUGAUGUCAUCAGGGUCUGGGUAUGGUUAUAACCAAGCCCAGUUUUCAUCAGGCCAUUCAACUCAACGUGCUAUGAUGAUGCGUCAGAAAUCCAUGGGAGUGACCGAGGGACGAGAGGGCGGGGGCUAUAGCAAUGCCACACCUCCCUCUGAUGUGGGCCCCAAACAGCCAACCGCACAGCGGAACAAAGCGCCAGCGGUCACCAAGAUUGCAGGUCGGCAAGGUGGGAAGGGGCUGUUGGUGAAGCAGCGCAAAGUGGAGGAGACCGGCCGAGAAAAGUUGGAAAAAAGUUCCAUUUCGAUCCCAACGAUUAUUGUGAAAGCGCCAUCUACCAGCAGCUCUGGGCACAGCAGCCGGGCGAGCAGUGAAGAAACAGAACCGUCUCCUGAGAAUAAUGAAGAGCAGGAAGAGGCAAAGCCUCAAAACCCAGUAAUGGCACCUACGCCCGCUCCACCUCAACCAGCUAGUAUCCCCUCAAAGCUGGAAACACUGGGCAAGAGCACAGCACAGCGGGAACGCGAACGUUUCCGUGACUCCCGUCGGAGAAGCACCUCCCUCUAUUACUCCUCUGAGGAGGACAUGUUGGAUGAACAGGAGUCUGCUCAGACUUCAUUGGAGGCCAACACCUCCGCUCGAUUGCGCUCUUCUAAGUCUAUCGAUGAGGGAUUGAUCUCUGGUGAUGCCUUAAGCAUGCCACCUGCGUUUGGGUUGCCACAGUAUGCAUCAGCUACACCUCAUCAAGCCACUACUUUCAUCCACCCAUUGACAGGGAAGGUUCUAGACCCAACAAGCCCACUUGGACUGGCACUGGCGGCUCGUGAGCGAGCGCUGAAAGACGACCGGAGAACGCGUAGAGAGGAACGCCACUUCGGUCGGCAGCUGUCUAGCACUGGAGCGUUUCCUUCUGCCGUCUCCUCUCCAAACCAAAAACCUGUUCCUCCCUUCUACAUCUACCAAUCACACACCUCUCUAUACCUUAGUGGUGCCUCUCCAACAACAAGUGGGCCAGUCCCACAAAGUCGCCCCCAGUCCCCUCGGAUGCUUCGAUUAAGUGGUGGUGGGACAGGGAGCUUGGAAUGGAGUGAACAGAAUAUUGUUGAUCGAGAGGAAAGAGGGGCACCAAAGGUGCGGUUUACAGAUAAUCAAGCCAGUCAGUACCAGUCUCACCUUCAGGACAGAGACAACAGAGUCAAUCAGUACCAAACUUACAUGCGGGACAGAGAAAGGGAAGGGCACAAGAGGAUACCGCCCAAGCCUCCUCCCCGCAGGCCUUCCUUUAUAGGCAAGGAGAAUGAACUCGGCACGGCUGACAAAAAUCCCACUGGUAAUUCCCAGGAUGAUAGAGGAGGACAGAAAAUGGGAGAGACUGGGAUGGAAAAGGAGAAGGAUGCAAAGAGAGGGCAAAAUCUAGGGGUUGGAGAGGGUGGCGAUGUGAUGGUGCUUCCACCUCCUGCUCCAUCUAUGGAUGUGGAUGACGAGUUUGUGUUUGCAGAGCCCCUACCUCCCCCUAUACAGUUUGCAAACGGAAUAGAAAUAGACACCCAUGGAACAACAGAAUAUAAUCAACAACAACAACAACAGGAGGAGCAGUCAGGAUCUCAGCCACCCAAGGAGCAACAGUCUCUGCAAAUGCUGUCCAAACCCCUGCAAGACGCCAUGUCCCUACCAGACAACACACAAGCUGACUCACAGCAGACACCCAUCCAUCCUUCUGCUGUGGUGCAUCCAUUUCUUUUCCCACCAUCUCCUCUAAUCCCCCCUCCACAGCUGUGUCCCAAAAUACCUCCUGCAAACCCGCCCCAGUCGCAACCCUCUAGCUAUUCCCAGCACCCAAACACCAGCCAACCCCAACCUUUACCCUCGCCACAAGCGGGAGACUCUGCCACUUCUAGUCUUACAUCUUAUGACAGUGAGGUGGCCAAUCUGACCCAGUCAGCUCUCUCCCCGUCCCUUCCUUCUCCUCAAAUAUUCCCUUCAUCGAUUAUCGCAGUUGACCGACUUCCUCCGGGAAUUAAGGGCCGUGAUUGGUCGGAGGCUGUGGUUGAUUCUGGGAUUGAGGAACUGGAUAGUCAUAGCAGCAGUGAUCACCACAUGGAAAACUUUGGAGAAAGAAUAGAACAAGAAGGAGGCAGAGAGAAGGAGAGGGGAGGAAGACGAGGAGAAAGCAUGGAGAAAAAUGGACGAACUGGACCUCCUCUACAGCGGCAGGCUAGCACCGCUCCCAACAUGUACAGGUCAAGGGAAGAGGAAGAGCAGGAACAGGGAAGAGGAGGUGAUGCUGCAGUGAAGAUGCCGGCAUUUAUGGAUCGUCGUCUGAACUCUCCUCUCUCCAAUGUUAAGGCCAGCAUUAUAAAUGAACUCAGCAGUAAACUACAACAGCUUGGUGGCUGGCAGGGUCAGGCACCACCAUCAAAUCAUAGACUCCAACCCCAGCGCCACCUCCUCUCAAAGACUGGACACCAUCUAAUUCUCCGAUUUCUUUUCCUCAUGGGAUUUUGUCCCCUCCGUCGCUGCCCCAUGCCCCCCUCUCUCCUCUUUCCCUGGCUCAUGCACCCCUCUCUCCUCCAUCGUUACCUCAUCCACCCAUUUCCCCCUAUAUCUCUCUCUCACACACCUCUGUCUCCUUCCUCUGUCUCUUAUCCGCCACUUUCUCCAUCCUAUUCCCCCUAUCCCUUGUCUCCAAAGCAUCGCUCUAAGUAUCGUGGUAAAGCUUCUGAGUUUCAGUUCUCCGGACCAGAGCUACGCCGUUCCGAAUCUCAUUCGUACACCCAUCGUCGUCGAGCUCCCAGUCCCCUCAUCUCCGGCUCGGACCACCCACAUCAUGGACCUCCGCGUCCAUCCUCACUCCCUCUCUUUCCAUCUGCGCCACUCUAUGGCUCUCCAUACGAAAUACAGCCUCCAUUAACCCCCCCGUUGGGAGUCGCCCAUCAAUAUUCAGAGCAUUUUUUCCCGCAAACUUCUCCUCUCUUUGCUCCCCCAUCACCUGUGGCUCCUCCUAACCCCGUGCUGGUCUCCAGCUCUCUCUCUCCUACCAACUCCCUGUCUGGAGGCUCCUCCCCAUCUUGUAUGGGUUACCCGCCCUUAACUCCUCCUCCUCCCAAUCAGCCUUUUGUAUCUAAGCCCCUGUCCUACUGGAGCAAAUAUGAUGUUGCUGAUUGGCUGACUUACCUGAAUCUGGCAGAGCAAACCCGGGAGCGUUUCCUCGUCAAUGAGAUUGAUGGCUCUCACUUGCCGUCUCUGACAAAAGAGGACUUCCUGGAUCUGGGCGUGAGUCGGGUCGGACAUCGCAUGAACAUUGAGCGCGCGCUUAAGAGACUUACAGACAGGCUCUCCUCUGCUUUCUCUGUCUCCACUGUUUCUUCUGAAGGGCAGAACGAACGCAUGAGAGAUGAGGCGACUCAGAGCUAGAGGAGAGAAUUAGAGAGAACCAGUUAGAGGAUAGAAAGAAAGAAAGAUUGGGGUUAGAAAAAAAGCACUUGGGAUGAAAGGGACUUCCACUGAAGGACAGAGGUGGGGAUGAUUGCAAUGGAUAAGCGCUAUGAAGUACUCAAAAAACUCUCGCAGAG